AUGGAGUAUUACGUUGGAGUUGAUGUUGGAACAGGAAGUGCUCGAGCUGCGUUAUACGAUUCUGAUGGGAAACUUAUUAAAUUAUCGACUUAUCAUAUUGAAACUUUCAAUAGCAUUCCAGAUUUUUAUGAACAGUCUUCGGAAGAUAUCUGGCAAGCUGUAAAGCGAGUUGUCAAGACAGUUGUCCACGAUACUCCAAAAAACCUAAUAAAAGGAAUAGGAUUUGCUGCAACAUGUUCACUGGUCCUUUGUGAUGAAAACGGACAACCGGUAACUGCCAGUUCAACUGGCGAUGACAAUCGUAAUGUUAUCCUUUGGCUGGACCACCGCGCUGAAGCAGAAGCUAAUUUCAUCAACAUGAUGGGCCACGACAUGCUAAAAUACGUUGGAGGAAAAGUGUCGUUAGAAAUGGAAAUCCCGAAGAUCAUGUGGGUGAAGAAAAACUUGCCCAAGUCAUGGAAUAGAGCGAAACUAAUUUUCGACUUGCCGGAUUUUUUGACUUGGAAAGCAACUGGCUGUGAGACGAGAUCAUUAUGCUCGCUGGUAUGCAAAUGGAAUUACCAGGCGAAUCCCGAAGGAGAGAAUGGCUGGUGCGAAGAUUUUCUUAACAAACUCGGACUUGCGUCUCUUAAAGACGAUAAUUGGAAACGAAUAGGACGUAAAGCACAGGCUCCUGGUGAACCAGUAGGUAAAGGUUUAUCAUCAAUAGCAGCGUCAGAGCUUGGAUUGAAUGAAGGAACGCCCGUUGGAACUUCAAUAAUAGACGCGCAUGCAGGCGGUCUUGGAAUGAUUGGUUGCUCGGCUCCAGGAGUGUCUGAGAGUUUUACUAGCAGACUUGGGCUCAUUUGUGGGACCUCAACUUGUCAUAUGGCAGUUAGCGAGAAAGCUAUCUUUGUUGGAGGAGUCUGGGGGCCUUAUUACAGUGCGAUGGCAUGUUCAACAAUAUCUUUCGGAUCUUCUUAAAUCCAUGGCCGAGCAAAAUAAUUACCCAGAUAUUUCUUUUCUUACAAAAGAUUUACACGUCUGGCCAGACUUUCAUGGCAACCGAUCACCACUGGCUGAUCCAACUUUACUGGGAAUGAUUUCCGGACUAUCUCUGUCUUCCAACGAAGAAGAUCUUGCACUUCUUUAUCUCUCUACUAUGCAAGCUCUCACAUAUGGUACUAAACACAUUCUAGAAGCCUUAACACAAGCGGGUCAUAAAAUAGAAUCGAUUUUAAUAUGCGGUGGUCUUAGUCAGAAUCCAUUAUUCGUUCAAAUCCAAGCUGAUGUUCUUGGACUUCCGAUUCUUAUUCCUAAAGAACGAGAAUCUGUUCUGUUAGGUGCUGCUAUUCUGGGCUCUUGUGCCGCAAAAUCAUUCCCGUCUGUCAAUAAAGCCAUCAGAGCUAUGGCGGGCUCUGUUAAUAUUGUUAAGCCCAAAGUUAUUUCUUAUCAGUAUCACUUAAGAAAGUACAAAGUUUAUAAAAAAAUGGUUGACGAUCAACGUGAAUACAGAAAAAUAAUGAAUGAAACAAUAUAG
Molecule: messenger RNA, 1519 nt
Organism: Cotesia congregata
Lineage: Eukaryota; Metazoa; Arthropoda; Insecta; Hymenoptera; Braconidae
Source: the annotation of a GenBank genome assembly